CAUUUUUAUCACGUGACUCGAGGGCAGGUUACGAACAAAGAUCUUUUCGUGUGUCGCUUCUUUGUUGGACUGUAAUCAUGGGCAAAGAAGGCGAUGCAUCACUUCGAGAGACGUUGCGGGAACGAGUGGAAGAGGUAAAGACAAAGUUGUCUUCAAAGCUGGAGCAAAAAGGGUUGAAGGGAGGACCUCCCGCUCACCCCUCAGAAUGCCGCGCUGCAUGUGGAAAGCUUCUCCACACAAUCUUUUUCGGUUCCCCCUCUCCUCCUCCCGCUCUCUUGGUCGCAGAGGAGGAGGAAGAGGAGGGUUUUACAUUCAAAGUCACCCCCAAAGGGGAGAUUCAAAUCAGAGGCUCGCCCUUCCAGGCCAUGACCCGUCCAUUCAUUAGUGGAGUCGAGCAGCUGGUCACGUCUGUCACUUCAAACUUACAAGACGCCUGUGAAGCUGCCUGCACCCACCCCGAAUUUGGUCCAAAGCUCUUUCCCGCAAACAUCACUCGUUGCUUGGCCGAUGCACAGACGCCUUCGCAAGUUCAAAAGUGCGUUCCAAACCUGGAUCAGUUCCUUGAAUUUGCCAUGAUUGCGGAAGAAAUCAGUGGAUUGGAGAGGCGUGUCGAUGAGCUGUAAACCGUUACUGGGAAAUCGUCGAAUUGGAUUGCUUCAUUGUAUAUAUCAUCAUUUAUGUAGUCUGUACUUUAGGCUAGAGCUCAUGCGAUACCCUUGUAUUAAAAAGAGGCAUUUCAUCUCGUUUGUACAUUGC
Spizellomyces punctatus DAOM BR117 is the source of this 756-nucleotide messenger RNA. RefSeq lists its product as uncharacterized. The record is from RefSeq and is a predicted model, not a curated record. The transcript has a single exon. NCBI's taxonomy places the organism in Eukaryota, Fungi, Chytridiomycota, Chytridiomycetes, Spizellomycetales, Spizellomycetaceae. Bases 78 to 623 code for a protein of 181 amino acids.